Molecule: messenger RNA, 1085 nt
Organism: Aspergillus brunneoviolaceus CBS 621.78
Lineage: Eukaryota; Fungi; Ascomycota; Eurotiomycetes; Eurotiales; Aspergillaceae
Product: snoRNA-binding rRNA-processing protein IMP4
Exons: 2
Coding region: 39-929 (296 amino acids)
Biological process (GO): rRNA processing
Cellular component (GO): nucleolus; Mpp10 complex; small-subunit processome
Molecular function (GO): rRNA primary transcript binding; snoRNA binding
Source: RefSeq, a predicted model, not a curated record
UUUGUAUCAGAACCCCAAAUACAGGCUGGACACUCAAGAUGUUGCGCCGUCAAGCCCGUGAGCGACGAGAUUAUCUCUACCGGAGAGCUCUAACCCUCCGCGAUGCCUCUAUCGCCGAAAAGCGAGCUCAACUGAAGGCGUCGCUGGCCUCCGGCAAACCCCUCGAUCCCUCUAUCGCCAAUGACAAAUCCCUGCGCGAAGACUACAAAUACGAUGAAUCGCUAGACAGUGCAGACAAGGACGCCGACAAAGUGGACUUGGACGACGAAUAUGCGCUCACCUCGGGUAUCGCCGACCCUCGCCCUAUUGUCACAACUUCUCGCAGCCCUUCUGUCCGCCUCGGUACCUUCGCCAAAGAAAUCCGUCUGCUCCUGCCCACCGCGAUCCGUCUGAACCGUGGUAAUCUCGUCCUGCCCGAUCUCGUCUCGAGCGCGACCGCCGCAGCGCUGACCGACAUGAUCCUCCUGCACGAACACCGUGGUACGCCUACGGCGAUGACCAUCUCCCACCUGCCACACGGCCCCACGGCCAGCUUCUCCCUUCACAAUGUCGUUCUCCGUGCCGAUAUCCCCGACGCGGCUCGCGGAACCGUCUCCGAGAGCUACCCGCAUCUCGUCUUCGAGGGGUUUACAACCAAGCUGGGUCUCCGUGUGGUGCAAAUCCUGAAGCACCUGUUCCCGCCCCGCGAGGAUGGCAAGGUUGGCAAUCGGGUCGUCAGCUUCGUGAAUAAGGAGGACAGUAUCGAGGUGCGACACCACGUUUUCGUCAAGACCGGAUAUCGGGAUGUGGAGCUGGCGGAAGUUGGCCCUCGCAUGACCAUGAGGCUGUUCGAGAUCCGUGGAGGCUCCCUGGAGAAGGGAUCUAGCGGUGAUGUGGAAUGGGCCCUCACGCAAUACACGAGGACAAGCAAGAAGAAGGAUUAUCUCUGAGCAUGAGGAUCGGUCAGCUAGCAUUUUCGCUGUCAAGCACGAAAGGCUACAGGAAAAGUUUGAUUUGGCGCAAAGAGGUGUUAGAAGGAGCUUCCUGGUCGUAUGUUCGCACCGUUGGCAUUUUAGGUCGCUAUUUGUAUACCCAUCUGAAAGAAC